UGGCGCGGAUAUAAUAUAUAAGCCUAUUAUAUUUACAUUAUACUACACACUUGCGGUGUUACUGUCAUUUUGAUUCAAACCUGGUCUAUUCAGAAUACGGAUUGGCAGCCAAAAGUACACCAUAUAAAAUGAUUAUAAACAUUAAGGUACUCGUAUUAUUCUCCUGUGUUUUUCUUAUGGAAAUCGGUUCGUCCGUGCAAUAUGGAAGAGGCCAGGUAGGAUAUUAUGGAGGUCAAGGUGGAUACGGUGGCCAGGGAUUUGGGCAAGGAGGAUUUGGCGGACAGGGUGGCUACGGAUAUGGCGGUUACGGUAACCAUGGUAAAUACGGCGUACAAGGUGGACACAACCAAGGAUGGGGUGGCAACAACGGCCAGUACGGCUACCAAGGAGGUUACGGCCAAGGAUAUAACGUUCAAGGAUGGAAUCAAGGAAACAGAUACCAAGGAUACAGUGGUGGCCAAGCAUACGGAGGAUAUCAAGGAUUAAAUGGCGGAUAUGGACGACAGUAA
Messenger RNA from Adelges cooleyi (spruce gall adelgid), 509 nucleotides. RefSeq lists its product as uncharacterized. Lineage: Eukaryota; Metazoa; Arthropoda; Insecta; Hemiptera; Adelgidae. The transcript has 2 exons. The record is from RefSeq and is a predicted model, not a curated record. Bases 129 to 509 code for a protein of 126 amino acids.